This is a messenger RNA of Cryptosporidium muris RN66, 1332 nucleotides long. RefSeq lists its product as uncharacterized. NCBI's taxonomy places the organism in Eukaryota, Apicomplexa, Conoidasida, Eucoccidiorida, Cryptosporidiidae. The record is from RefSeq and is a predicted model, not a curated record. The coding region runs from base 1 to 1332 and encodes 443 amino acids. The transcript has a single exon.
AUGGACCUAAGAAGAGAUCAAUAUUUUUUUAUUUUUGUUUUGAUUAUAAAUUUAAUUUUAGGUCUUUUCUGUACUAAGGCAGAGAUAUAUGUAGAUCAAUACCAAAAUGAACGCAUAUAUAAUGGAAUUACCUGGGAAAAUACUCUUAGUUUAACUAUACCUCUAAAUAUACCCGACUUGGAAACUCAAAAAGUAGACAAAUCUUUGUGUCCUAUCUAUGGAAUAAAUGCAAAAGGAGCUUUUUGCCUAAAAUUAAAUACAAUUAAAGUACAAAGAACGAAGACUUGGCAAGAAUGCUCUUCAUUAUGUUCAGACUAUGUUGUAUUUUUUUUUAUAAAGUGUAAACAGUGGAGCUAUAAUACAGAAACAAAGACGUGUUUUUUAAAGAAUGGUGACAAGUUAUGUAAAUAUCCAGAUGGAAAUUAUAUAUCUGGAGUAUCCACUUCAGUGGAAGUAGGAGGUUGUGCAACAACCUGUGAAGUUGGUGGUUGGAGUGCUUGGUCAAAGUGUAAUUCAUAUUGUGCAGGGAUUACUCAUAGAGUUAGACAUGUAACUAAAUCUCCAAAAUAUAAAUCUGAAGCGUGUCAACGACUUAUUGAAGUAGCAAUGUGUAAAGGAAGUCCUGAAUGCCCUAGUAACUGUCCAAACUAUCAUGUAGUUGGACUAGGUUGGGGAUGUAAAGUAGAAAUGAAUAAAGGGGGUGGGACAAUGAGGAAGUAUGUCAGUACAUGGCAUGAAUGCUUAGGACUUUGUAAUGAAACUGAAGGGUGCACUUAUUGGUCUUUUCAGGGUACAGCAGGAAUUGAAAUAUGCCUUCUCGUAAUUGGAGAGGUAGGAUGUAUGUACCAUGCUUUAGGAUGGGUUUCAGGGGACAGAAAUGUGGUUGCAAUAGACUGCCCUGUAAGGUGUUCUGUGGGUGAGUGGUCUUCUUGGAGCCCAUGCCCAAGAAGUGAUCAAUGUACUGUUAAUUCUAUCACUAAACGAACUAGAGCUUUAAUUUCUACUCCUUCACAUAUGAAUCCGAGGUCUUGUCCUCACUUAAUGGAAAGUUCUCUUUGUAAUUGUACUAUGGAGCUUGUUAAAAAACAUGCAAGAGAUGAAUUUAGAUUAAAUAGGGUUCUUUCAUUUACCCCAGGAAUAAUUCAUAACAUUGAUAUCAAGAAGGGUAUUCUUAGUGCUAUUCAAUCGGAUUCUUCUGAAACAGAAACGACUAUUUCUGAUGUUGAUUCUAAAAAUAAUGUAAUUCCCAUUAUUAGUAGAGAACAGUGGGUUUCUUACAUUACGCACACUAAUUUAAACCAGUCUGGAGAAACUUUAGGUAUUAAAAAUUAA